Messenger RNA from Notechis scutatus (mainland tiger snake), 3645 nucleotides. NCBI's taxonomy places the organism in Eukaryota, Metazoa, Chordata, Lepidosauria, Squamata, Elapidae. The record is from RefSeq and is a predicted model, not a curated record.
AUGUGGACUUUUCUGGGCAUUGCUUCCUUUAUCUAUGUCUACAAAAAAUGUGGAGAUUUGCUAAGUUAUGCCAACAAGGAGGUGCUUAUUUCCACAAUGGUGUUUUUUUCUCUUGGCUUGAUGCUCUCAUAUUGGUACCGAGUGUGGGGACCCCAACCGCAGAAUAAGAAGCAGCCUUAUUGUGGAAUGUUUUCCAAUUUCCUUGCUGCCUUGCCAUUCGUUGGCUUUUUCUGGACUAAAUCCCACACUGAUUCCAUGAAGAAACUGCAGCCGAAGACCAGAAAGGGUACAAGAGGAGUCAUUCCUUCACCUGACAGUAGAACAGAAACCGAUUCAGCUUUGACAGCCGCUGCUCAGCCUGAUCCAGAAGUGAUCAUCGUGGGGGCUGGUGUGCUCGGCUCUGCUCUGGCCACGGUGCUGGCCCGGGAUGGAAGGAAAGUGACGGUCAUUGAGCGGGAUUUGAAGGAACCUGAUAGGAUUGUUGGAGAACUCUUACAGCCAGGAGGUUAUAACACUCUAAAAGAUCUGGGCCUUCAAGAUGCUGUGGAAGGUAUAGAUGCUCAUACAAUAAAUGGCUACAUUGUUCAUAACCUUGAAAACAAGGCAGAGGUUGAGAUCCCUUACCCUUGCACAGCAGCUGGGCAAGUGCAGAACGGGAAAGCAUUUCAUCAUGGACGCUUCAUCAUGGGUCUCCGAAGGGCAGCCAUGUCGGAACCCAAUGCAAAAUUUAUUGAGGGGACAGUGGUACAGUUACUUGAAGAAGAGGAAUGUGUAGCUGGAAUCGUAUAUAAAGAUAAAGAAACUGGUGAUACAAAGGAACUCCACGCACCCUUAACGGUAGUUGCUGAUGGUCUGUUUUCCAAGUUUCGAAAAAAUCUUAUCUCCAGCAAAGUGAAAGUCCCUUCUCAUUUCGUAGGAUGCAUUUUGAAGAAUUCUCCUCAGUUUAAAGCCAAUUACGCCGAGCUGGUGUUAGGAAAUCCUAGCCCAGUGCUUAUCUACCAGAUUUCUUCCAACGAAACUCGAGUUCUUGUUGACAUUCGAGGUGAAAUGCCCAAAAAUCUUAAGGAAUACAUGGUUGAAAAGAUUUAUACACAGCUGCCAGAACACUUUCAAGAGCCUUUCCUCAUAGCAGUACAGAACGAACGUCUGAGAGUCAUGCCGGCAAGCUUUCUUCCGCCUUGUCCUGUCAAUAAAGCAGGAGUCCUCCUCCUAGGAGACGCUUACAAUAUGAGGCAUCCUCUGACAGGUGGAGGAAUGAGCGUUGCUCUGAAUGACAUCAAAAUCUGGAGGUGUUUGCUACAGACCAUUCCAGACCUGUAUGAAGACUCUGCUCUGCUGCAAGCCAAAAAGACCUUCUACUGGACAAGAAACAAGUCUCAUUCCUUUGUUGUGAAUGUUCUUGCUCAGGCGCUUUACGAACUAUUCGCUGCAACAGAUGAUUCUCUAUGCAAGCUAAGGAGAGCCUGCUUUUACUAUUUCAAGCUUGGAGGCAAGUGUGUGUCUGGUCCAGUUGGAUUACUUUCCAUUUUGUCUCCGAAGCCCAUCGUCCUGAUCGGCCACUUCUUCGCCGUUGCCCUCUACGCCACUUACUUUUGUUUCAAAUCUGAAUCUUGGAUCACCAAACCCCGGGCCAUUUUCAGCAGCCUCGCAGUGAUGUACCGAGCUUGCUCUGUCAUAUUCCCACUGAUAUAUUCUGAAAUGAAAUGCCUCAUCUACUGAAUACAGAGGGGCAAAGAGACGGGAAGAGCAACUGCUUGGAUUUCUUCACAUCUUUCGGAUGGGUCCUGUCUCUUAAGUCGAAAAGACAACAGAAGCAACAAAACUGUGGGCCUGGGAUGAUCUUGCAGUGGCGCUUUGAGGUUUAUAAGCACAUAGAUAAUCUUGUCAAACAAGGGUGUGUUAAAAAAAACACACCAAAACCACCAUUCUAAUCCAAGGGAGCAAGAGAGGGUCACAACAGGUUACUUCCAAGAGUAAGUAAGUAUCUAGCAUGUUACGGGAGAUUGCCAAGUUCUUCCCUUCCCUUGCCCCCUCUGACUUUUGAGGCCAGAACUUACCAAAAAAACAAACAAACCAAUUAAUGUAAUUUCUAGAACUACUGAUCUGAACUAUGAGUGUAUUUCCAGAAAUCACAGCUUAGAAACCCCCUACACUCUGUUCACAUUUUUUUUUCUAGUCCUACAGAACUGGCUUAUUUUCUUUCGCCCUGACCAGCUGCUCUUCUUCUAUUUUCUAUUUUGGGUGUUGUGUAUGUGUGCGUGUGUGACAAAGAAAUGGGAGUUUGUUCAGCCCCUUAAUAGAGACUUAACCAACAGCAGCAAUCAUAGUUAUCCUGCCAGGAGGUUACGAAUCGAAAAUGGAUGAUUUUGCUUAUGUUGGCACAGUAAAGCAAACAUGGGCUACAUCGUACUGUUCUUAGACCACAGGUUAAAACUGGCUUAUUUAAAUGACCUUCCAAAUUGGUUUUGUAGAAAGAAACUGGAAAAAGCAUUCUCCCUAGUGUCUUGUUUUUUUUUUUUUACAAAAAAUAUAGGGUUUUAUUUAUUUAUGGAGGAAUGCUGGCUGAGCUUCCGCUGUAGCCUGAAAUGAUACAGCCCAAGGCUUACCACCUCAGGAAGAACUUAGCCAAUGCUGAGAUUUAUGGGUACGACGGCAUGGAAUUCUAGAUGCCUUCAUAUUGUCGGCUUCAUUAGAGCGGUCUCAUUUUGAGAGAACUAGGGUCCUCAAGAUGUUGUACUAGAGCUUUCAUAAAUAAGUGAUGGCUGGGGCUGAUGGAACUUGGAACUGCAACAUCUCAAAGCCAGGUGUAUGGCAGAGGAGAAACUAGAAGGAGCAGAGAAGUAGAAGGAGCAGUGAUGUCUAUGUGUGGCAAUAUCUCCAUUCUGUUGGAUUUCUGGGAAGAGAGUCAGGCAUCCUGAUGGACAAAAAGAUUUAGCUAUGGGUAUACUGAGAUAAACAGGGUUAUUAUGUGUCUGUGUUCACAUGCAUAAAAAUGCACACACAUUUGUCUGUGUUACUUUGUACAAAUAAAGUUUCUAAGAGCGAUAUUGGCAACAACCCUUUUCGGCUACUGUAACAGUGAUAGCUAAAAUGGCAGUAUAAAUGGCACUGCCUUGUUACCAUAAUAAAAUAAAUCAAACUAAGGAGGUCAGCUCAAUCAAUUUUUAAAAAAGCAUCCGCAGCUCUUACAUGUAUAUUUCUUCACUGAUACUUUCUGGUGUUGAGCUUUUCUGUCAAGUAACAUGUAAACAUAUAUUCCAUGAAUAUACUGUGUUUUUGUUUCAAGUUCUGGUACAUAUUUUAGGGAUCUUCUCCAUUUUCUUUUCCAUUCAAUUAUAGAAAGAAGGGGAAGAGUCUUCUGGCAGGUCCAAAAACAUAUUUUUUGAGGGGCGCGUGCGUAAGGGUUUUGUUUUUAAAUGGGUGCCAGGAGUAGGCAGUGCCAAGACAAACAUUGAUUCAAUUAGAAUUAAAAAACAAACCAGUAACACUACAGGGUGUCGUUGUAAGUUUUCAAUAUAUAUUAUUGUUGCAUUAAAGUGUGCAACUUUUAACCUUUGGGGACCUUUGGGGAGAGGGGUGAACUUCUACAUUCUCGUUGUUAUUGUUAUAGCCCAGAACUUAUAAUAAAUUCUUGCUUUUCUGAUC